Molecule: messenger RNA, 251 nt
Organism: Amoebophrya sp. A120
Lineage: Eukaryota; Dinophyceae; Syndiniales; Amoebophryaceae
Source: the annotation of a GenBank genome assembly
GGGCGGGCGAGGUGUUGAACUUAAUGCAUGGCGGACGAAGGCGGCUCAUUAUCCUCAUCGACCACCUCGGGCGGCCAUAGCGUGCGUGGAACAAGGGAAGGCAUCCUGGCAAAGGGGAAACCUACUCCCAGAAAUCCGUCCGUGAGGUCGCAAGGGCCGCUCGCUGUGACUUUGAUUGCUGCCCAGGCCAAGCAAUUUUCUCGCCGAGCAAAUCGCGACGGACUUGCGUAAGAGUGGGGACGUUUUCGCAG